Messenger RNA from Laccaria bicolor S238N-H82, 603 nucleotides. RefSeq lists its product as uncharacterized. The record is from RefSeq and is a predicted model, not a curated record. NCBI's taxonomy places the organism in Eukaryota, Fungi, Basidiomycota, Agaricomycetes, Agaricales, Hydnangiaceae. Bases 1 to 603 code for a protein of 200 amino acids. The transcript has 3 exons.
AUGGAUUGGUACACCAGACACACCAUCAUUGCGUCGUCAUCCCCACUCUCAAAAUACAACCACAGGAGAUACCGCCGCCUCACUCCCGCUCCUCUGCACUCCCUUUACAUCCUCGACAUCUCCAGUGGGAGGAUGAAGAAGCGCGUUGAAGGACAAUACGGUGCGUCUUUCGAACCCCCAAAUGACGGCAGAGAGCUCGUCACCUGGUCAACAAACCCCAAUCAUCAAGGCCUCGUCACCGUCGUACAUGACCCUCAUACGCAUUCCGAGAUCGACGUCCCUCUCUUGACGCCUCUCCCGCCACCUGUGUCGACAGACCCCUCGAAUUACUUCUACACCUCCCAAUCCGCACCACUCCCCACUUCGUCACUCUCCACCUUGUCCGGCUGGGCUGGCGGUUAUAAGUAUGACGAAAUUUGGCAAUCACAAACUUCAUCAGCCGCUAACGCGAUGGCGUCAGCACCAACCCCAGCAUACGAAGCCCCUGGUUGGGAGGCACAUCAACUUCAGCUCAACCAUUCUGAUCUCUACUUUAGCUCGGACGAUUGGGAUCGGAUAGAGGUGAACCAUGAGGAAGAUCGCCACAUUGGAAGACGAUCGUGA